Messenger RNA from Dichotomopilus funicola, 801 nucleotides. RefSeq names its product Ca2+ regulator and membrane fusion protein Fig1-domain-containing protein. Gene Ontology annotation, biological process: conjugation with cellular fusion. Lineage: Eukaryota; Fungi; Ascomycota; Sordariomycetes; Sordariales; Chaetomiaceae. Gene Ontology annotation, cellular component: mating projection tip; membrane. The record is from RefSeq and is a predicted model, not a curated record. The transcript has 4 exons. The coding region runs from base 1 to 801 and encodes 266 amino acids.
AUGCCGGCUAGGUUCCAAUUGGGGUGGUAUCGAUGGGUACCAUUCCUGGGCUACCACCAUGUAUUGAUGAUCCUGAUCGCGGUGGCGAUAAUAUUGUUGUCCCUCCUCCUUGCGGGUUGCUCGUCCUCCUCACCCCUCAUCCCCGAUAUCUUCUUGCUCUCUCUCUACUACGAGCGGUAUACGGCAGUACCAGAUACGGCGCAGGUCGACUACAACGUCAACAACGCGAUCGCUAAUAUUGUGGGCGGCGCUCGCCUCCAAGCCCGUGUCGGUUAUUUUGGCAUUUGCGUGAGCCCUGACGGCGGCUCGUGGCUCUGCAGCAACAAUGCGACCACACUCGCCAACGAAGUCUCGGUUGAUCAAGACCCGUUGAACUUGAUUUGGCUGGCUAGUCAGUUUAAGGACAUGAUUGUUUUCCCUUACCUUCUGAUCAUCGCCAUCAUCUUCGCCUUCAUCUGUCUCCUUCUGCUCGCCACCUUCCCCGGAUGGCACGAAGAAGAAGACAGCGAAGGCUCGGAGCGCGAAGUCAAGCCUUUCCCCUCCCGGCCCGUCAGCCAAGUCGCACUGGCGAUCAUCUUCAUCGCGUCCAUCUUCGUCCUCGUCUCCGUUCUCUGGCAACACACAGCAUCGGUAGCAGCCAGUAUCAUCGCGCAAGAUCUGGCCAAUGGCAGCGUGCUGUCUGGGGUCGGGUCAUCAGCAAUGGUGAUGGGUUGGUUCAGCUUUACACUACUGAUUAUCGUGACUAUUGGGUUAUUAGUCAUGAUUUUGAGUAUGCAGGUGUUGGAGCAUAUUAUGGAUUGA